AUGGCGACGCGCAAUCUACUCUCCGGCCCCAUCACUUUAUCUUCUGCUACAGGUCGAAGCGCUAACGUUCUUCACGCUUUACAAUACCCACUACGUAAGCUAGCCUUCUACAGCUAUAUAGAAGGACAUCGCGCUCUUCUAGCAGAGGUAAUAGCACACCAUCUGGGUAUUAAGCCAACCGACGUUGAUAUUUCACCACAAGAAUGGUGGCGACAUGGAUCCUUCAAUCUUUGCGUACCACUUAAGGUCAAUGUCAACUCUACGCAGUCAAACGUCCCAGAAUUUGCUUUUAUUCGCUUUCCCCUGCCCUACCGCGUUGGGGAAGUAACAAACCCCGGUAACUCAGAUGAAAAGCUUAACUGUGAGGCGGCGACGUAUGCAUGGCUCGAGGAGAACUGUCCCUCUGUUCCUAUACCAAAGCUUUAUGGUUUUGGCUUAUCUACAAAUCAAAGGUUCACGAAUGCCAGCCUCCUUCCCUGGUGGUCGCGCUGGUUUCACAAAGCUCGACGCUUUUUCCUAGCGACCUUUGGCCUCCAGCAACCUUCACAAUAUGUCUGCCACGCUUCGAGCCGUUUCGCAGACCUUAAUAUCGGUUAUCUGCUUAUCGAAACAAUCACUUCGGGGGAGAUGCUGUCAGAAUCCUGGGAUGAGAAGCGCGAUGCUGCCCGUCUACAAAAUCUACAAGGAGACCUAGCGAGAGUAAUGGUCUCGCUUGCGCGUGUUCGCCUGCCCCGUAUCGGACUCUUCCGCCUAGACAGUAACGGGUAUUUACGCUUAGACAAUCGUCCUAUGAGUGUUCAAACUACUAUGCACGAGAAUGAAGGGCUCUCCCUACACAUGUCGCGGCGUACAACAUUCUCUAGCGUCAAAGAUUUCGUCCUUUCUCAGAUAGCGGCCUUUGAAACCCGAUUUAUUGAGCAGCCGAACGUAAUAGCUAGCCAUGAGGAUGCUUGGUACCAGAUGACUAGCCUAGCUGCCGCCAAGCUUACGAUCCCGCAACUAUUUCGAGACGACCUCUGUAAUGGCCCUUUUGUGUUUUCCUUGACUGAUCUUCAUCGAAGUAACAUAUUUGUUGACGAGAACUGGAAUAUUACCUGCAUUAUUGACCUGGAAUUCGCCUGCUCAUGGCCGGUUGAAUUUCUACAAACCCCGUAUUGGCUGGGCGGUGGACUCAUCGACGAAGUCACCUCUGCCGAGCUUGCGCCCAUACACGCAGAGUUCAUGGAGCAUAUCAGACGUGAAGAGAAACUACAGCAGUGCAGAGACCCAGACACAGAGCCAGUCUCAUCCAUCAUGCAGCAGUCAUGGGCCGACGGCACAUUUUGGGUCCCCUUGGCACUAAGGGAUCCGGUGUCUUUUACAGAAAUCUUUUAUAAGCGUAUCCUGAAAGGCUAUUUUGAAUUUCCUGAUGAAGAACUUGACAAUGGCGCAUACUUAAGAUUCUGUUCCCGUUUUUUCCGCCGCAAUUCAUCUAGCAUUAUCGACCGCAAGCUAGACGAUCGAGACAGGUACAUGGAGAGCCUUACGGAAGCCUUUACCGAUACCGCAGCGCGGUCAUCUUGA
Metarhizium acridum CQMa 102 is the source of this 1563-nucleotide messenger RNA. RefSeq lists its product as uncharacterized. The record is from RefSeq and is a predicted model, not a curated record. NCBI's taxonomy places the organism in Eukaryota, Fungi, Ascomycota, Sordariomycetes, Hypocreales, Clavicipitaceae.